Molecule: messenger RNA, 2229 nt
Organism: Fusarium subglutinans
Lineage: Eukaryota; Fungi; Ascomycota; Sordariomycetes; Hypocreales; Nectriaceae
Product: tetratricopeptide repeat domain protein
Exons: 5
Coding region: 1-2229 (742 amino acids)
Biological process (GO): regulation of DNA-templated transcription
Molecular function (GO): DNA-binding transcription factor activity, RNA polymerase II-specific; zinc ion binding
Source: RefSeq, a predicted model, not a curated record
AUGGAUCAGAACAGUAUUUCUAGUCCCCAUGGGCAGAAGCGCGAUGACUUGAGAGACUUCCUAAAAGAGCUUGAGGUGCUCCGACGGGCUGCUGAAAUUCUUGGAGUUCCAGUUAAAGACAUCAUGGAGCUUCGGAAGAGUCGAAACGAAAGCAGCAACUCACAGUCUGGGAAACAUCUGGUGGGAAGCCAAAUACAUGACCUCGAAUGUUCUCAAGAGUCCGAGGCCAUACCGGAAGUUAGCUCCACGUCAAUACAGCUGACGAAUCUGCACACAACUUCGCCAUCCGCUGUCGGAUUGCUUGAUUCAAUUGACUUUACAAGUCUGGAUGCCUCAAGUCUGACAAGUCUGAUUCCAAUGCCACCUGCAGAUACACUCAUGGAGACCAUGUCGAGAGAACCUUCUGCAGUGCGCGACAUGGAUCUGACGUUCUUAGAUGAAAUGGAUCAAUCAUACUUUGAUCCAUCAAUCCUUUUCGGUCAAGAACCACUCGACUUUGGCACCGACAAUAGCCAAAUAGGACAGCCCACUAGCCAGGGCAUGCUGGAGAUGGAAAGUGAAGUCGCCGAGUAUCGACCGGAGGAUGAACAGACACUGGAGAGUAUUCUUUCCGGUCACUUGGACCCCCAGGCUUCUGAUGGCUCAGAAAAUGCAGAGCAGGGCCAACUUUUCAUGCUAGCUCUGAAUGAAGGUGAGCGCGGCCAGCAACACAACAGCGAUCCAAGCAACUACCUUACAACAACCUUUCCUCCAGCCGAUCUCUCAAGCCAGCCGUCCCAAGGGUCUACCCCAACAAUCCCAGAGAGCUCUGCAUCAGGCAGUAUUGUAAAGUUUCGUGACAUACGCCCCAAAGACCCGCUUGUCACAAACAGAAUCGCAUUAGUUGAAACGGAUCAUCCACCCAAUUCCGCUCCGGCUGCAGUAAUCCUUCGCAAAACGACAGGCCAAAAGAUUCAACGUCGCCGGCCUUUUGAUCUUUGUCAACGACAGGAAACAGGCGAAACUCGGAAGAACAAGGCAUGCAUCCGCUGUCACAUGCAAAGGAUUCGUUGCGUCCCCAACCCUGAAGAUCCUUUCGGAGAUUGCCAAACCUGCGCCAAAGUAAAGGGCCCUACACUAUCCCGGCUACCGUGCCUUCGAUACAAGAUUUCCGAUUCGCAGUUGCUCGACAAAGGGUUACAUCCGCGAUUUAGCUGGACACGGCGUUGGACAAGCAUGAAAAUAUGCGAGAUGGAAGAUUGGGACUGUCCGAUCAUCAAGACCAUCACAUUGACCCAAGACGUUGGAAAUGCCUCGUACAGCCUACAGGUCCGCAAGUUCAUUCCGCAACCUGGCGAUUCACUUGAGAGGACAUGGAACACUGCGGAUGGUGUGAAGGCACACCCUUGCGCCCCAUACGCCCUUGCAAACAUGAGGGAAACAAGCAAGGUGUUUGUGAGUUUCGUUGAUACUCACAUCAAAACGUUCAUCGACCACUAUAUUAGCAAAGAAGACCGGCUUCUUUUUAUGACCUAUCAAAUGGCAUUUGAACACUCGCGCUUAUCGGCGAUCAAGGAUGAGCGAGUACUCCUUCAUUCUGUUUUACGCCUCUGGGUUGGUUCUCGGAUGGAAUCGAAGCAAGAAAGAGUCAGCAGCGAAGAGGUGCUUGGUAUGACGCCUCAGAAUUGGGACCCCACGGCUAGCAAUUACGGAAAGUAUCUCGUCCCUCCAGUUCUACAAGCCCAAAUCGAGAUCCUCACCACGUCCAUGAUCCUCUUGCCUAUGCAGAAGGAAGUACUUAAAAUACUGCAGAGGUUGAUUGAGAAGAACAUGACCAGGUCAUGGUUCACAAUCUACUUGACCAUGUUCAUUUUGCUGCAUAGCUGCUCCAUGUUAACGCGAGCUGAAGGAGUUCGGGCAGCUCGAGAAGGCAAAAUGGGCUCGCAGGCACGAUACUGGAAUCACGAGAUAGUGGAAAAGUUCCACUCUGGCGCAAGGACUAUGCUAGCUUACUUCCACUACUGUAACAAAGGUGGCCAUCCAUUUUCCAUGGACUGGACUCGUCCUGCCAACGUAGCUUUUGCGGAGCUAGGGCCACAACAAGUCCAUUUUAUCAAAGAAACAGUCAAACUGGUUCAAGACAAACGUUCCUAUUUCGAAACUAUUAAGCUGAAAGGAGAGUUUGAGGAUGAUUAUUAUUUCAUUGCGCAACUCUAUGACCUACACUGGAUUCCACUUCACACUGUCUAG